Molecule: messenger RNA, 2724 nt
Organism: Fusarium venenatum
Lineage: Eukaryota; Fungi; Ascomycota; Sordariomycetes; Hypocreales; Nectriaceae
Product: ribonucleases P/MRP protein subunit POP1-domain-containing protein
Biological process (GO): tRNA 5'-leader removal
Cellular component (GO): nucleolar ribonuclease P complex; ribonuclease MRP complex
Source: RefSeq, a predicted model, not a curated record
AUGGCUCCGGGAUCGUCUACCGGAGCCCAAUCUGGGACUGAUAGCAGAAAGCGAAAGGCCGAUACUCCAGCGGCAAAUGGUCGCGGCGACAACUUUGCGCAGAGGCGCCAAAUGGUCUACGCAGCACGCAGUAUUCCUGCACUACCUGCUGAGACUGCACUCAAAGAUGGCGCACUCGAUCUUCAGGCCUUCGUGGCUGCUCACGAAUUCGAAAUCCGCGCUCUGGAACAAAGUAUGGCAACGUCCAAGGCCAUCGGUAGCAGCCGUGCCUUUCAGAAAGUUCCCCGGGGCUUACGCCGUCGCACGGCGAGCCACAACCCCAAGCGGGUGCCUCGUCGACUGAGGAAGCGCGCAGUCAAAGAGAUGAAGGACGACAACACCCCAGUAGUGGAAGCGAGGCGGAGAAAGCCCAGGACAACAAGAGCGAGGAUACGGGCCGAGACAGCGCGAAAGUUAGGUAUUUUAGCGAUGAGGAAGCGCAAGGCUAGUCUGGUGAAGGCCAAAAAGGACGGUAAUAUCGACAUGGAAAAGUCAUUGGCUGUUGUAGGACGGGCACCAAGACCAAAGAUUCGGCGAAACGAACUGAACGAGCCCCCGAAACCCAAGGCCAAGUUCCGCAAGCGACAAAUGAACAAAACCUGGUUACCAACUCACUCAUGGCAUGCGAAAAGGGCAAGAAUGACUGAUCCAUUGGGCCCUCUAUGGCGGUUCGCUAUACCGUUGACGCCGAAUGAAAAGAUUCAUCGACCAACCCAUCGAGCACAAGGCGACAGAGGAGCGGUCAUCUGGGAGACGAGCUACAUGAGCACAAUUGGCUUGUUUGGCAAUCGCGCUGGAAUCGAACGCGUUUUGAAACGAAUAGGUGUUGUUCAAGAUUCAUGUUGGAAUAACAAGGGAACUAAAUGGAGGCUUGGAAGUAGGACGUGGACCGGGGUUUUGAGUCGGGCCAUGAAUGGAGGACAGCCAAAUCACCAUGAUCGACAAGUUAUUGGACCAUGCACUAUCCUAUGGAAUCCUGAGUCGCCCACAGCGGAACCAAACCAGGAACCCAAGAAGCAACAGAGACAGGUGUUCUUAAGAAUACACCCAUCGGCCUUCCUUGAACUCUUUAACGAAUUAUUGUCGUUGACAAAACAGGAAACCCCUCUACUCUACAUUGAGGACCUUCGAUUUGAAAUCGGCAGUAUCGAUCUGUCCGGUCCGGGUUCAACAGAGUCCCUUUUGGCUGUGUUGCAUCCCUAUACCCAGAAAGACAAGACCAAGAAUACACACGCAGAGAUGUUUAAAGGACUGACAGGGCUUACCAAUGCGGCUACCCUACCUGUAGGCACCGUACUGAGUUUGUCAGUGCAGGAUCCUCGCUUUCACUACCCCCCGAAGCGCAUUGAGCCCCCUGAGGAUAAUGAUGCGCAAUUACGAUUGCUCGAAAAGAUUGCGGCCUGGCCAGCGGAGGAGGGUUUAAAGCCAUAUGCAAUUUUUGACCGAGAUGUUCGCCAUCGCGCGUCGCUUCUUCCGUCACAGAAACAAGUCGAUAGACGGAAAAGCAAAAGUAACCCUGGGACACCUCUCAAACCAAUACAAACCGACCCUCCCAUCCCUAUCACUCUCCUUACCUCACGUACGGGUACUGGUACCCAAACACAAGGCACAUGGACCUUAAUUGCCCCUUGGAAGUGUAUACAGCAUAUUUGGUACUGCUUAGUGCAUUACCCCCUUUCUUCAGGGGGCAACCCGCGCUUUGCAGGCCUGGACGAGAUUCGUCAGGUCGCCUUCGAACGAGGCCAGCCUUGGUUUCCGGGAGAUUUCCCUGGGACCAAGGCAGGUGCUGAUUGGGAGCUUGAAGAGCGGCGUAAAAGGAAGGCGGCUUGGGAGAGGCGGCCAAAGAGUAAGAGAACAAUCUGGGAAUCUCUCGAUCUGGGCGGAGGGAGGAAAGGUGAGGUUGGAGAUGGCUUCGCUAGCGAUUUUGAGAUGCUGUUCGGUACUGCGGGUGCACCGGAAAGUGAAGAGAGUCACGGCCAGGACGCCAUGGAUGUUGACAACGACGAGUCAAUGGACUCAACACAAGCACCGAAGAAGCAAAAAGAGCCGCGCCUAUACCAACUCCGCCAUAUUUCCAAAGAUAUUUUCUCCCAAACCGUUAUUUCUCCUACACCACCUCCAGUACCCACGAACGCCCUUCUAGGCGUCCGCAUAUCGCUCGUCUCUCGAGGCACAGUCACACCCUGCGCUCGCAUCUACCGCCUCCCUUCCCGGCCGUCGCCAGCACCUCAAUCCUCCGAAACCGAAGUACCAGCCACCAUCCCCCCUGAAUCACUAUCAUCUUCUUCUCUCCCACAUGAUCUCCGCUCACAAUGGCUUUCUCAAGCACCUCCCUCUACUGCAAGCAGGAACAAGCCACCAAGGACUUCAGGCCCUCGCGACUUGGAAUCUUUGAAGCGUCAACUUGCUGCUGAACUCAUCGCCAAACCUUCACCUUUCCCACCCCUGGCAGCCAACAAGUCUGAUUUGAACGGACAUCCCCUUGUACCAAAUGCCGAGGACCUGGUUGGCUUUGUGACUACUGGAUCUUUCAGUCUCAGCGAAGGGCAUGGUAUGGCCAUUGGCUCUAUUGCCAUUCAAAAGGUCCUUGACGAUGUUAAAAAGGAUGCGAGGGAAGGAAGGUACUGUAUCGUGCGCAACGCGGGUGAAAGUGUUGGAUGGCUUGCGAAAUGGGAAGCCGUUUGA